AUGUCGCUGUCUAGUUUGACUUUGGGGAUCUAUGUCGCAACUGUGUUAGUUCCUCUGGCACUCUCCGUUCUAGUGUACUACCUCCUUUUUGACCCUUUGAGACAUUUCAAAGGCCCAUUUAUUGCCCGUUUCACCAAUGCCUAUGCCGUUUACCACGCCGUCCGGCGGCGGCUUCAUCUACAAACCUUCUCUGAUUUGCAACAGUACGGAUCCGUGUACCGCCAGGGCCCAGAUCGCCUUGUAUUCAACACUGUAACGGCACUCCAUGAUAUCUACUUGGAUCCGCGCGCCACCAAGGGAAGGGCUUAUCGCUAUUCAUCGCUCGAGGGCCAGGAGAACAUGCUUAACACGAUAGAUCGGCAGCGCCGGCGACAAAAGCUGGCAUGGCCUACUCUCUCUAGCAUAGGCAUGAACAAGUUCAUUAUUUGGUGGAACAAGGCCAAAUUUAACGCGUUUCGAACGCUCCUCACUCGCAUCAUCAAUACUCGCGUCGCCCUGCCUCGAGAUGCCAAAAAUGACUUGUAUUCUAUCGCGGCGACCGAAGCCGGAAAAAAUAGCGAGAACCUUUCUAGAGCAGAGAUGAGUGAGCAUUGGGGCGAGGCUACGUUUCUUACGACUAUUCCGGGCGGAAUGACGACUUCGAGCACACUCACGGCUGUGUUCUUCUACCUCUCACGCCACCCUGCCGCACACAGGCGGCUUGUUUCCGAGAUCCGUACCACGUUCCCUGAUGCCCAGGACAUUCGCAGCGGGCCUUUGCUGGCUGGCUGUACCUCCCUCCGAGCCAUCAUUGAUGAGUGCCUUCGUAUAUCUGUGCCAACAACCUCGAUGCCCUGGCGUGAGGAGGAGACUGUACUGAACCGUCACUCCUCCACCAAGCCCUUCAUUGUUGGCGGUCAUGUCAUUCCUCCGGGUACCAUGGUGGUCGUCAAUACGUACUGUAUAAAGCACAACGAGGCCUACUUCUCAGACCGCUUCGCUUUCCAGCCAGAGCGCUGGCUCGAUGAGGGCAACAGCAAAACUCUGCGUCGCGCCUUUGUUCCUUUUGGCAUCGGCGAAGCCACAGACGAGUCUUGUGUGGCCAAGACGUUAUGGCACUUCGACUUGGAACAGGCCCCGGGUGAGGCUGGGAGGUUAGGGGGUGGAUCGCCUGAGGCAAAAGACAAGGCGCGGGCAAGAGCAGAUGAAUUCCAAUUGUACGAUGGAAUUGUUUCUGAUCAUGACGGGCCUAACUUGGUUGUUACAAAAAGGAAAUGUUGAUAGUAGCAGCAGGUAGGGCUAGAGUGUAGACGCUAAUCGUCAAACAUGCCCUUGAACAAUUUGCUGUAGAUACGUAGGACUCAUCUCCAAAAGGCGACUAUAGUACAAACUUAG
Molecule: messenger RNA, 1374 nt
Organism: Aaosphaeria arxii CBS 175.79
Lineage: Eukaryota; Fungi; Ascomycota; Dothideomycetes; Pleosporales
Product: cytochrome P450
Exons: 4
Coding region: 1-1260 (419 amino acids)
Molecular function (GO): heme binding; iron ion binding; oxidoreductase activity, acting on paired donors, with incorporation or reduction of molecular oxygen
Source: RefSeq, a predicted model, not a curated record